AUGAGUGAAAGUUUGGGCACUGGUUCAUCAUCAGCAGAGGACGUUAGACGGCCUCUCGUCCCUCAAUUAGCUGUGAGAGGGAGUCAUGGAAUCAGCCUUGUUUCCUUCGAGGGAGGGGUCAAAGGUGAAUUGAGAGAACUGAGCACUUCGCAGAGCUGUCGGGUAUUGGUAUUUAGUCCCACUGGGUCCCUAGUGGCGUGGUGUGAUGGAUCCAGUGUCCAGGUAUUGGACGUUGCCAGUGGGACUGUAAGAUGUUCCAUUCCUAGACCAAAGACUCGUUGCCUGCAGUUCUCGCCACUGGCCACAUACAUUGCUCUGUGGGAACCUUACACUGCCCAGAAGGACCAGGCAGGACGCCCUAAUCUGGAGGUGUGGGACACUGCAUCGGGCCAGAAGACUGCAGAACUCAUCCAAAAGAGGCAGAAGGGAUGGUGUCCUCAAUGGUCAGAGGACGAAGCUCUGUGUACUAGGAGUGUUACCAAUGAAGUACACUGCUUUGAGGCUGGGACACCAGGUGCAGCUCUCUCCAACAAGCUGGUGGUGGAAGGUCUUGCUAGCUACUCCCUGUCCCCCUCCUCUCCUUACAAGAUAGCAGUCUACGUCCCAGGCAGCAAGGGUGCUCCCUCAUUUGUGAGGAUGUAUCAGUACCCCAGACUAGAGGGGGCGGGGUCAGUUAUUGCCAGUCGCAGCUUCUACCGGGCAGACGACGUCAAGUUCUCCUGGAAUAAGAAAGGCUCAGCAGUGUUGGUAGUGACAUCAACAGAUGUGGACAAGACAGGAUCCUCCUACUACGGUGAGCAAGGUCUUCUCUACCUGUCAGCUCGCGGCGACGGAAACCUGGUCAUUCUGGACAAGAAGGGGCCCAUCUACGACGUACAGUGGCACCCCAAUUCUGAGGAGUUCUGUGUUCUCUAUGGCUUCAUGCCGUCCAAAGCCACUCUCUUCAACAAUAACAGCGAUCCAAUCCAUGACUUUGGCACAGCCCACCGUAACCUGGCACAGUUCAAUCCCCAUGGAAACAUUCUCUGUCUCGCGGGGUUUGGAAAUCUCCGAGGAAACAUGGAAUUCUGGGAUAGAAAGACACUCAAACUCCUCAGCAAGCCACAAGCGAGUGACUCCACCCACUUUCAGUGGUGUCCCGAUGGGGUUCAUGUUGUCACGGCAACCACUGCCCCUCGACUACGAGAAGGAAAUGGGUUCAAGUUGUGGCAUUUCAGAGGUAGUCUUCUCUUUCAUGAAGACACACCUCCCAAACAGGAACUAUUGGAGGUGAGCUGGCGUCCGAUACCAGUGUCUUCAUUUCCUGUUCCUGACGUCACCCUCCCUCCUCCCCCCUCCAUUCAAACUGCCAGUGCCAACCCAGGGCAGAAGGCAGCCUACGUGCCGCCAGCAUUGCGCGGCAGACCAAAACCAUCUGGGACCCCCACUGGAGAUGAGACAAAUUUGACAAAGUCAGCUCAAAAGAACAGACGUAAAAAACAACAACAGCAGCCACAGCAGGUAGUGAGUGGGCAGAGUCAGGAGCAGAGAGAUGCUGUUUCUAUGGCAACCCACCUGAUGGGCGGGGCUGGAAGCGAGGGUGUGUCUGGUGGAGGAGGUGGAGAUAUUGCGGAGAAGAAAAUUCGAAACCUCAAAAAAAAACUGAGGCAGAUAGAGCAGUUGAAACAGCAGCAGGCAGACGGAGGAACGCUGGAGCUAAACCAGCUGGAGAAAAUCAAGACUGAGGACUCAAUACUAGCUGAAAUAGAAAAGUUAGAACUUGACUCAAAAUAGCGGUUCUGUGUGUAUUGUUUAGCGCAUGCGUUUGUUGUUUGUUUCGGCGCUAUGAUGUAUGCGCAUGCUCAGCAUCGUGCGUACCGCAGGCGUAGUGCAGUUGCGACGACGAAUGUUUGGGGCUGAAAGGACUCGGGCUAGCUAGUUGGAGAGAUGCCGAUAGCCGUGCAGAAGAUGUUCCGAGCUCUGGUGUAUCUGUCGCUGCUGCUGAACGGGUGCUGUAUCGGAUGGUUCAUGUUGAGUGGCCGCCAAACGUCUCUGGGGUCCGUCCGGAGCGGUAGGGGAACCGCCACUGAUUACGACAUUGUUACUCAUUCGUCAACACUACUCGGUUACCGUGGUAACAACAGCCGAGACCCCAGCAACCGCUGUCUGGUGGAGUCGGAGGAUUUCGGAGUAAACAACUCCAUUUACUCCGCGAGAGACGUGGCGGGUUUCGUAAACACACUCCGUA
Molecule: messenger RNA, 2227 nt
Organism: Geodia barretti
Lineage: Eukaryota; Metazoa; Porifera; Demospongiae; Tetractinellida; Geodiidae
Source: the annotation of a GenBank genome assembly